Polistes canadensis is the source of this 1484-nucleotide messenger RNA. RefSeq lists its product as uncharacterized. Gene Ontology annotation, biological process: nuclear protein quality control by the ubiquitin-proteasome system; proteasome localization. Gene Ontology annotation, cellular component: nucleus. NCBI's taxonomy places the organism in Eukaryota, Metazoa, Arthropoda, Insecta, Hymenoptera, Vespidae. The record is from RefSeq and is a predicted model, not a curated record. The coding region runs from base 295 to 1332 and encodes 345 amino acids. The transcript is spliced from 6 exons.
CAUUUUUCUUGGAGCUCUAACGUGAUUUUUCGGUAUUGCGAAGAAUAAGUUUGGAAACAUUUUUACAACUAUUUUAAACUUAUAAAAGUGAACAUUUUAAUUUAUUGCAUUAUAUUUUACAUUAUUUUUCACGUUAUGAUAAGGAAAAUCUAUAUUAACAUAAUAUUUAAAAAAAAAAGAAGAAUAUUGUUGGCUUUGUGAAAGAAACAAUCGGGAAAGUGUUGUGUAUAGAAUGAGUACAAUUUAUAUGAAGAGUUUUUUAAAAACGAAUAUUUAAUUGCAUCUUUUUGAUGCAUGAUGAACACUCCAACCAGAGAAUUUUUAAGAAGACCAGACGGUUCACGUAGAAGAUCUGCACGUCAAGCUUUAGCUGUUAUUCCUAAUAUCCCUGGUGAAGUACUUUCGAUUGAGCAAAAUAAUAUGGACAAUGUAAUUAAUAGUCGACACACUUCAGAUUCUUGUAGUCCAGCUCCUAGUCCUGACGAACUUGUUAUUCAGAAACGAGGAAGACGACGAAGGACUAUUGUCUGGUCACCAGAUCUGGAUGCCUGUAAGCGUGACAGCUUAUUAAGUUUAAGUUCCAAGGAUCGAACUCCAGUAAAGAGUCCAAUAAAGGCCACCAUGUUAUUGAAAAGUACACCUAGAAAGAGAUUAUCUCUUGGCGAUGAGACUAGAUUUAGUUUAUCAGAAAAAAAGAAGAGAACACCUUCGAAAUCCACAAACCUAAUUAAUACUUCAGUACAAAAAAAGUUCAAUGGAAAUUUAGUAAAUGGAUUACGAGGUCUUAGCCAUGAUCAGUUGGUUAAACUUAUUACAGAUGUAAUAUCUAUGCAAGAAAGUGGUACCUUACGAGGAGAUGACAAAUUAAGGGAUAUCUUUAUGAACAAAAUACCAAUGGCGGAUAUACAACCGCUGAGAGAAAAACUUUGUAAUUUGAGGCAAAAUGUUUUUGCUAGUCUUGUUUCCUCUAAUACAGAUGACUGCGCAUAUAGUCGCGCAUACAUACAUUUAGAAGCAUUUCAAAAAGCAGUAAUUGAUCAAGGGAGAAUACUUCUAGACUCGCAACAUUGGUCAUCUCUGAUGCAAUAUGUUUUUGCAGCAUGGAAUAUAAUUAAAGAAUUACCUGAAUGGGAAAGUCAGGGUUUAGAUAAUACUACUUGUAAAUGUUUCAAAAAUUUAGCCAUAUUGUGUAGUCGUGCGUUAAUGGAAGGACGUUUCAAUUUACCUAUGUUGAAUUUGUACAGAGAGAGAUUGGAGGCCAUGGCAAAAGACUGUGAAGAAAUAAAUGCAUGUCUUCAGCUAUUAAAAGAUAGCAAUCCAGUUAUUGUCUAGGUAUAUUUAAAUUAUGAUUAAUUUACAUACUCUUUUUAUAUACGUUGACCCAAAAAUCUUGAAGUUAAUUUAGAAUAAUUCAUUUCUUCUUUUUUUGUUUUUGUCUUUUUGCAGUGUCAUGGUAUUAUUCUCUUAAUAUAUUAUUUAAUAUA